UAGAUUAAAGGGUUCGUGCAAGGGGUCACUGCCUAUUAUCUCUCUUAGAGCACUUUUUGAACAACUCAAGUGGAUCCCAAGAGAAUAAUCACGAAAGGAAACCAGGCCAGAAGCCAUGGGAUCCAAACCCAAGCUCUAUUACUUCCGUGGCAGGGGCAGGAUGGAGUCGAUCCGCUGGCUGCUGGCCGCAGCUGGAGUGGAGUUUGAAGAAGAAUUUCUUGAAACAAGAGAACAAUAUGAGAAGCUGCAGAAAGAUGGACUCCUGCUCUUCGGCCAAGUGCCUCUUGUUGAAAUUGAUGGGAUGGUGCUGACGCAGACCAGAGCCAUCCUCAGCUACCUUGCUGCCAAGUACAACCUGUACGGGAAGGACCUGAAGGAGAGAGCCAGGAUCGAUAUGUACACCGAUGGCACCCUGGACCUGAUGCUAAUGAUCGCAUCGGCUCCCUUCAAGGCCCCUGGGGACAGAGACGAGGCCUACGCCACAGUCACGCGGAGAGCUAAGACCUGCUACUUCCCUGCCUUUGAAAAGAUUUUGAAAGGCCAUGGAGACGAGCAUUGCCUCGUUGGGAACAAGUUGAGCUGGGCCGACAUACAGCUGCUGGAAGCUGUUCUAAUGGUGGAAGAACUCGAUGCCGCAGCUCUUUCCGACUUCCCUCUGCUUCAGGCAUUUAAAACAAGAAUCAGCAACGUUCCUACCAUUAAGAAGUUCCUGCAGCCUGGGAGUGCAAAGCAGCCACCCCCGGACCGCCACUACGUGGAAACUGUCAGACGCGUCCUGCAGCAGUGAGCACACGAGGCCCACGUGAGCAGAGCCCCCAGCAGCACUGCGCCCGCCAGCUGCAGCAUGACAGAAGCCAGCUGUAGGCAACAGGAGCAAAGAGCCUGAGGAGACCAGAACCAUGCCGCCACCAGCAACAGUGCCAAUUAAACGUGAUAUGAAACCAUUCUGCUAUGUGUGGUUUUCUUUAAGGUGUCAAGGGUGGUAAUCGGCAGCUUUUAUGAAAUCUGUGUUCUGUGGAAGUGAGGGGCAGACACGCUUAGGGCAGUGGACUCCACGGGCACCGCUCUUGUGUCUGCAUCAAGGCCAGGGCCACAGGAGCAAGGAUGAGCACGGGUCAGGGAGCGGGAUCCCCGGCACUUACCCGAGUCCUGCAUGCGUGGGGCUGGAAAACGAGUGAGAAACGGCCAGUGGAGCACAGCAGGAGGUGCUUAGCUAGCCGGGGGAGAGGUGGAGGGCACAUGCCCAGGAACACGGCUCUGAAUCCCUGAAAACAAACUUGGGGAUGUAGAAUUCCCGCUUCCACUCCUGAUCUCUUCAAGGACCAGGGCCAGUCCACACAUGACAUGUAUGACUUCUGAACAAUAAAUAC
Messenger RNA from Octodon degus (degu), 1370 nucleotides. Its product is annotated as glutathione S-transferase A4-like. The transcript has 7 exons. Lineage: Eukaryota; Metazoa; Chordata; Mammalia; Rodentia; Octodontidae. The record is from RefSeq and is a predicted model, not a curated record. The coding region runs from base 116 to 787 and encodes 223 amino acids. Gene Ontology annotation, molecular function: glutathione transferase activity. Gene Ontology annotation, biological process: glutathione metabolic process; xenobiotic metabolic process.